UAAAACCAACUUCUCUUGAGCUCCCCACCCUGGUAUAAAAGGUUUUGUUGCACACACUUCAUUUGGCAGUUGAGUUUACGUGUAGUGUUGAAAGGACGUCUUAGAAGCUGUCAGUGGUAGUAUAAAGAGAUCGUGAUUUUCAUAGAGGAGGAGUGCAAAAAAUUCAAUUUCUUUAUCCUUAACAACUGUGCAAGUUCACCGGUGGUGAGUAAGAAAUAUGAAUGGAUUAAACGGCUACGCUAACGGUGAAUUGAACGGCGGAGAUAUAAUAACCCAAAAUCAGCAAAAGGGUUGUUGGACCAUAGGAUUAAUCAAUUCCAAAUUUCGUUACCUUACUGCAGAAACGUUCGGAUUCAAAAUCAACGCGAAUGGAGCUUCUUUAAAAAAGAAGCAGAUCUGGACUUUGGAACCUGAUUGCUCCAACGGAGGCGAUAGUUACAUAUACCUAAGAUCACAUUUGGACAAAUACUUGGCAGUGGAUUCAUUUGGCAAUGUUACUUGCGAAAGUGAAGAAAAAGAACCGGGCAGCCAAUUCCAAAUUAGCGUCUCCGAUGACGGUACCGGACGAUGGGCACUACGAAAUGUCGUGCGCGGCUACUUCCUCGGUUCGAGUUCGGAUAAGUUAACAUGUACCGCCAAAGUUCCUACGGAUGCUGAAUUUUGGAACGUACAUCUUGCCGCCCGACCUCAGGUAAAUCUUCGAUCCGUGGGUAGGAAGCGGUUUGCGCAUUUGUCCGAAAACUUAGACGAAAUCCAUGUCGAUGCUAAUAUUCCUUGGGGCGAAGAUACGUUAUUUACUUUAGAAUUUAGAGCGGAUGAAUCCGGGAAAUACGCUCUUCACACGUGUAACAACAAGUAUCUAUCGUCCGGAGGUAAACUGGUCGACGCGUGCAAUAAGGACUGCCUAUUUUCGGCAGAAUAUCAUAGUGGACAGUUGGCCCUAAGAGAUAAAAGCGGAGCAUAUCUUAGUCCCAUCGGAUCUAAAGCUGUCUUAAAAACUCGUUCUAACACGGUAACCAAAGAUGAGCUCUUUUCCCUCGAGGACUCUCUUCCUCAAGCUAGUUUUGUAGCAUCCCUCAACUCGAGAUACAUUUCCGUGAAGCAAGGUGUGGAUGUAACUGCCAAUCAAGAUGAAAUAUCCGAUCACGAAACAUUCCAGCUGGAGUUUGACUGGAACACAAAGAGGUGGUACAUUCGUACAAUGCAAGAUCGUUAUUGGACCCUAGAAACUGGCGGCGGGAUUCAGGCAAAUGGCGAUAAAAGGUCGUCCAAUGCUUUAUUCGAUUUAAUUUGGCAAGGAGACGGUUCCGUCGCGUUUCGUGCGAAUAACGGGAGGUAUGUUAUUACGAAGAGAUCGGGUCAUCUCUACGCCACGGCCGAUAACAUGGAUGAAAAUUGCAAAUAUUUCUUCUACCUAAUUAAUCGACCUAUUCUAGUCCUUAAAAGUGAGCAAGGCUUUGUGGGAUAUAAAUCGGGCAAUAAUCCUAAAUUAGAAUGUAACAAAGCUACCUAUGAAACGAUCCAAGUUGAAAGGGCAGAUAAGGGAGUAAUAUACUUCAAAGGUCAAAAUGGUAAAUACUGGCACUGUGAUUCAGAAGGAAUAACUGCAGACUCGGACACUCCCGAAGGUUUCUAUUUGGAACUGCGUGAACCGACUCGUCUAAGUAUUAAAUCAGUUAAUGGAAGUUAUUUAAGUGCAAGUAAAAAUGGAACAUUCCGGUUAGGCGAAUCUUCGUUUGAAAGUGCAACACAGUGGGAGUAUUAAGCGCUUUAUGUCAGGAUUUGUAUUUAUUAUUGUCUCGCUUUCUUGCACAUGUAUAGGUAUAUAAAUUUUAUUUAAAAGUGGCUGUAUCAGGAAUCAACAUUUGUGCACUGUUUUGUAUAAAAUUGAUGUUCUUUUAUGUUAAUUGGCUUUAAAUCCAAUACUAUACACCUUCCAUAACACAAAAACAAUACAAGCGUUUGUACAGAUUAAAUUACACAAGUCAUGGUGUAAAUGAAAGGUGAAGGUUUUAAAUUUCAUCAUUGCGGCAUAUGAAACUUAGUAACUUUCUAGUUACAGAAUGAUACCAGCCAGCCAAAGAUAUUAAUUCAAAUGAUGUUAAGGUUACUCAAUUACCUCAUGCAGGGAUUAUUAAAUAACAUAUUCAAAUGGCACACUCUUAGCGUUUGGGAGGUUACUGUUUUAAAAUAAGGCUGAAAACGUAUUUUACACAUUUAUACUUUUGUAAACAUUUUAUAUGUCGAAAAUGUAGAUAGCACUAGGUGCGACGUAUACGUAAGUUAUUGUCUAUAGAUUCAAAUGUCCUGUAGGCAUACCUCAAAAAUUGUGUGUACUAAAGCGGUUUUACAUUUUGGGUGUGUCAGAUUAGCCCACCACGUUAUUUUGAGAUAAGUAUUUUAUAGCUUUUUUACAUCUACAUUAUAUAAAUUUGAUAUAAAACAUUUGUCUAAAAAUGUACAUUUCUUCCGGUGGGUGGUUUUGUCUGUGUGCACAACUUUAAUCUAAGCACAGUGUACUGAACCAUUUUUUAUCAAACUUUAAUGUAAACAAUUAACUGUAACCUGUAAUUCAUCACAUAUCUAUCAAUCUAUCGAUGAUUUGCAUUUGAAGUAUGAUUUUGUUCCAAAAAAGCUUGCAAUAAUAUAUUAGAAAUUUAUUUAUUAUCACCUUAAUUUGUGAAUUUUAAUGCUUAAAGAAUAGAUUGUAUCUAAGAAGGUAGUUUACAGCAAUAAAUUAUUAUAUAUUUACAUUAUGA
Photinus pyralis (common eastern firefly) is the source of this 2759-nucleotide messenger RNA. RefSeq names its product protein singed (gene singed). Gene Ontology annotation, biological process: establishment or maintenance of cell polarity; cell migration; actin filament bundle assembly. Gene Ontology annotation, cellular component: actin cytoskeleton; cytoplasm. Gene Ontology annotation, molecular function: actin filament binding; protein-macromolecule adaptor activity. The record is from RefSeq and is a predicted model, not a curated record. The transcript has 8 exons. Lineage: Eukaryota; Metazoa; Arthropoda; Insecta; Coleoptera; Lampyridae. The coding region runs from base 218 to 1765 and encodes 515 amino acids.